Drosophila elegans is the source of this 1284-nucleotide messenger RNA. RefSeq names its product sulfotransferase family cytosolic 1B member 1-like. Gene Ontology annotation, molecular function: sulfotransferase activity. Bases 23 to 1006 code for a protein of 327 amino acids. Gene Ontology annotation, cellular component: cytoplasm. The transcript has 4 exons. Gene Ontology annotation, biological process: sulfation. The record is from RefSeq and is a predicted model, not a curated record. NCBI's taxonomy places the organism in Eukaryota, Metazoa, Arthropoda, Insecta, Diptera, Drosophilidae.
AAAAAGACCGCUAGAAGACCAGAUGUACGCCAGAAGAUCGAUUAAAUCCUCGGCAUCCGUGCCCUUAAUUCAGGUGCAGUGCAAAGGACCCAAUGGUUCAGGUCCUGAGUGGUUGCCCCUCAAACAGGAUUGGAGCAGCCGAUGGUGCACACUUCCCGAUCGAUUUACUGAGGAGUUUUCGCAGCGGAUUUAUGACUUCAAUACGCGAGACAGCGAUGUUUUUUUGGUUACUUUUAUGAAGUCGGGGACUACGUGGAUGCAGGAAUUGGCUUGGCUUUUGCUUAAUAACAUGAAUUUUGAAGCAGCUCAAAGCAGUUAUACAAUGAUACGAAGUCCAUACUUAGAGAAAUCAGCUAUAUACUCUGAUGGGGUGGAUUACAUAUCGCUGUGCAAUGAUAUUCAAACUAAUCCUCGAUUUAUCAAAUCGCAUUUGCCUGCACAACUUUUGCCCCCGCAAUUCUGGAAGAAGGGUUGCAAAAUUAUUUACUUGGCCCGAAAUCCUAAGGAUGUUGUGGUCUCGUCCUUUCACUUUCUGACUGGCCUCGAUUUUUGGCGUGGCAGCUUGGACGAAUUCGUGGAUGACUUCGUUGCUGAUAAGAUGGCUUUUACCUCAUACUGGGCUCACGUUAUCGACUUCUAUAGGAUGCGCAAUGAAGAGAACGUUUUCUUCGUUACCUACGAGGAAAUGAGUCGAAAUCUCAAAGAUGUGGUUCAGAGAUUAUCGCGGUUUUUGGACUGCAAAGAACUAAGCGAAAGUGAAAUGGAUAAACUGCUUACGCACUUGAACUUUAAAAACAUGAAAGGAAGGAAGUUUGGAAACAGCACUGGCUUGUUGUCAACUCUCCGAAAAACCAAGGAUGAUUUUAAUUUUAUGCGGCGUGGAAUUGUCGGCUCGUACAAGGAUGAGCUAAGUCCUGAGAAUAGGAAUAAGAUUGAUAAAUUAACCGAGAGGUUUUUGGAAGAAUAUGGAGUUACCGAAUCCGAAAUAUUUGGUUCAAUGGAAUAAGAUAUAAUGAUACAAAAACAUAUAAAACAUACAUCAUAUUUUUUUUUUAUAUAUUUAUCAUUUGUUUGAAACAUUUAUAUUUCUUUGAUUUAAUGAUUUUUGCUAUUUUUUUUAAGUUAGCAGUGCUGUUGAGACCGUGUUUUUGGAACACAACAGUAUAAAAACAUCGAUUUCAAUCGGACCAGUGGUCAUAUGAGAAAGUCAAGCAGAGCAAAUAUUCACCAAAAUAAUCUGUUCAUCUAUUAUAUUCAAAAUAAAUACCCUUUAAUAAUUGGUUA